CAUUUGCCGGAAUCUACAGUGGUCACCCUGUUCCACACGUGCAAUAUUUACGAAAUAUGCGCAAUCUGAAGCUGAAAUAUUGCAAGGAGCUGGAUGCAGUGGCUCAUCCCCGCCAGCUGCUACUGCAGCCGGAACUGAACGGCGACACCGCGGACACAGCCUUCGUGGUGGCCGACGACAAGAUAUUCGCCGUUCAGGAAUCCGGAAAUGUGCGAUCAAAAGUCAUUGAUUUGCCGGACAUUGUGGCUGCGGAGUUCCUGCAGCUGGACAAUGCGAUCUGCGUGGCCAGUGGGGCAGGCGAAGUGCUCCUGGUUGAUCCCCAGACGGGUGCCACCAAGGGCGAGGGAACCUACUGCGACGUGGGCAUCGAGUGCAUGUCGUGGUCGCCCAAUCAGGAAGUGGUGGCCUUUGUCACUCGCACCCACAAUGUGGUGCUGAUGACCAGCACAUUUGACGUGAUCGCCGAGGAGCCACUGGACGCAGAGCUGGCGCCGGAUCAGCAGUUUGUCAACGUGGGCUGGGGAAAGAAGGAGACGCAGUUCCACGGAACUGAAGGAAAGCAGGCCGCUAGCAGACUGGAGGUGAUUCCACGACAACCAGACAGCGAGGAGCUUAAUCAGGUUUGAUGUAACAUUUCCUGGCGCGGCGAUGGAGCCUUUUUCGUUGUGUCUUAUGUGUCCGCCCAGCUGGGACGCACUUUUAAGGUAUACGACUGCGAGGGAAAACUCCAUCACACAGCCGAAAAGAGUGCCAAUCUUAAGGAGGUGGUGGCCUGGCGACCUGCAGGCAACUGGAUUGCGGUGCCCCAGCGUUUCCCCAACAAGUCCAAUGCUCUCUUCGAGAAGAAUGGCUUAAGGCAUCGCGAGCUAGUGCUUCCCUUCGAUAUUCAGGAGGAACCGGUGGUGCAGUUGCGUUGGAGCGAGGAUUCCGACAUACUGGCCAUUAGGACAACGACCAAGGAUGAGCAGCGUGUAUAUCUGUAUACUAUAGGCAACUAUCACUGGUACCUCAAACAGGUGUUGAUUUUUGACCAAGCGGAUCCAAUGGCACUGAUCCACUGGGACACGCGAAUUGGCGAACACACACUGCAUAUUCUCAAGGAAAGUGGGAAAAGGUUGAUCUACAGCUGCUUUGCCGUGGAUCGUUACGAGCGUAGUGGUGUCGUCGGAGUCAUCGAUGGCAAGCGACUGCUGCUCACAGAUUUCGCCUGGGCCGUAGUACCACCUCCCAUGUGUCAGAAAUUUCUUCAACUGGACAACUACAUCAACGCCUUUACCUGGUUCGAGACCAGCUUGUGUGUGUACACCUGCGAUCGUCGGAUGUUCUACGAACCAAUGCAACAGUUGGGCGGACACGAACCACAGUCCAGCCUUCUUAUGCCGGAUGCAGAGCUUUCCCGUUUGACACUAGCCAAUCUCACCUACUUUUCGUGUGAUUACCUGCUGGCCACGCACAGCUCAGGAGGAUCCACACGCCUUCUACUGCUGAACAAAGAGGCCGACGAGGAUGAGGUCAACGAGCAAGGUGAGCCUUGCUACCGGGUGCAGAGUUCGCUGCGGAUCAACGGGUUGGUCAACGCCGUAACUAUUGGAGCCAACGCCAUGGAUCAAUUUUACGUGCAAACAGUGAAUAAUGGACAUACCUACGAGGUGUCCCUUAAGUCUGACAACACACUCAAGGUGGAGCGAACUCAUGUGCAGUUGUCCCAGCCGGCUGACCAGAUCGAGUGGUUCACCAUCAUUAGCGACUCCACAGGUGGUCUCAUCACCCUUCGCAAUCAGCAACUCCUCCAUAUGGACGGCCAUCGCAUUGCGGAGGACGUCACUUCCUUCUGCGUGGUGGGCAACUAUUGGCUACACCCAGCUGAAUGCGAUGCAUUCGUUCGCCUCAAGGAUCGUCGCCAGGUGGCAAGCCGGAACAUCGAACGCGGCAAGCUGGUAACGGCAGUGGCCAGUGAGGCCCGUGUCGUGCUGCAGCUUCCGCGCGGCAACCUGGAGGCCAUUUGCCCGCGUGUACUCGUCCUGGAGUGUGGCGCUCUGCUCGGAAGGAAGCAAUACCAGGCGGCCAUGCAGAUGCGCAAGCAACGCAUUAACCUUAACAUCAUCUGCGACCACAAUGUGGAGCAGUUCGUGGCUAAUGUCGACGUCUUCCUGCGCGAGAUCAAGCAAAGUCAGUGGCUCUUGUUCCUUAGUGAGUUGCAAAACGAAGAUUUCGCCAAGGGCAUGUACUCAAGCAACUAUGAGGCGGGAAAGCAGGCCUAUCCCUCGGACUAUAGAGUGGAGCAAAAGGUGGAGUACGUGUGCCGACUGCUGGGACAGCGCAUGGAUCAGGCCACUCGUCCGGAGGAUGUGGAGCGCUUCCGGCUGCCUGUUAUCACUGCCUAUGUGAAGUUGGGCCGCUUGGAACAGGCUCUCCAGUUGAUUUGGCGGGAGAAGCAGGCGGAUUGCCUGGCAGAUCAACUGCUGAAAUAUCUUCUCUAUUUGGUGGACGUCAACGAUCUGUAUAACGUGGCCCUAGGCACCUACGACUUUGGACUCGUACUCUUCGUGGCCCAAAAGUCGCAGAAGGAUCCCAAGGAGUUCCUGCCCUAUCUUAACGAACUGAAGGCUUUGCCCACAGAAUAUCGCAAGUUCCGGAUCGAUGAUCAUCUUAAAAAGUACGCCUCUGCCUUGUCACAUCUUGCUGCUUGUGGAGAGGAGCAUUACGAGGAGGCUCUGGAGUUCAUCAAGAAGCAUGGCCUGUACAGUGGCUUGGCAUGCUAUCGGGAUCACCUUGAGUUCCACAAGAGCAUCUGCGUGGCCUAUGCAGAUCAUCUUAGAGCCAACGCCAAGCUGGAUAACGCCAGCCUCAUGUAUGAGCGUGGCGGUCAGUUGCAACAGGCAUUGCGCAGCGCCAAGCACACUCUCGACUGGCAACGCGUGCUGGUGCGCAAAAAACUGGGCGAACCUCUGGAUCAGGUGGCCCAGUCGUUGGUUGGACCGCUGCAACAGCAGGGCCGCCAUAUGGAAGCUUAUGAGCUGGCAAAGGAGCACGGCGGGGAUCGUGAGCGGCAGUUGGAAGUGCUGCUGGAUGGUCAUCUCUACAGUAGAGCCAUUUACGAGGCGGGCCUAGAGGAGGGUAAUGCCCUGGCAGAGAAAAUUGCUCCCGCCUUGCUAGCCUAUGGUGCUCAAUUGCAAAACUCAUUGCACGCCGACCUGCAGCUGUUCCUGGAGUACAAGCAGCGCUUGUUGGACAUCCGCCAGAGACAGGCAAAGUACGGCGAGGGGGAUAACGAUGCGGAUGUGGAUCUGGAGGAGGUGGACCUGCUCUCGGACACCACCAGCAUGCACUCCUCGCGAUACAGCGGCACCUCACGAGGCACCGGCAAGACAUUCCGCUCAAGCAAAAACCGACGCAAGCACGAACGCAAGCUGCUCAGCCUGAAGCCGGGCAACCCCUUCGAAGACAUCGCGCUCAUCGAUGCGCUGCACAACCACGUCACGAAGAUAGCCCAGCAGCAGCUGUCUGUGCGUGAUACAUGCAAAGCGUUGCUACAGCUCGCCAGCGCGGCGGAUGCGGAUCCCCUGGCGGCGGCACUGCAGCGUGAAUUCAAGACUCUGCUGCAGGCGGUGGAGGCGGCGCUGGACGAGAUCUGGACGCCUGAGCUGGUGGGCAGUGGAUCGAUGGCGCAGCACCUCACGGGACCCAACGUUGACUAUCUAGCGCUGCAGAAGGAGCAGCGAUACGCUUUGAUAAGUCCUCUGAAGCGCUUCAAGCCGCAACUGAAUCUGAUGGACUGGCAGCACGAGAUCCUCCAGUGAGUCAUCAUCGGAUGGAUCAUUGGAUUUGCGUGCAGCUCUCAUCCUCCUCCGAUCUGUAAUCGCCUCACCCAUCCAUCUGUUUACUUUCACUGCUCUGGAAAUAAAUGUAGCAUUGAAAUGCAAAUUGAA
Molecule: messenger RNA, 3929 nt
Organism: Drosophila suzukii
Lineage: Eukaryota; Metazoa; Arthropoda; Insecta; Diptera; Drosophilidae
Source: RefSeq, a predicted model, not a curated record